ACAAAUCACCACCAAUAUCACUUGCAGUGAUACUUGAACAUGAAGCAUAUUAUAUUAAUAGCUAUUUUCUUCACAUUUUGGACAUGUGCAUUUCAAACCAUGUCGAGAAUAGUGUUGGAAUCAUCAGUUGCUACUGAAACGAGAUACGAGCAAUGGAUGAAAGAAUUCGAGCGCAAUUAUGCAGAUGAUGCUGAGAAGGAGAAACGAUUCAAGAUUUUUGCAGAGAAUUUAGAAUACAUAGAGAAUUUUAACCGUGCUGGAAAACAGACUUAUAAGUUGGGUCUGAAUCAAUUCUCUGAUUUAACAAAUGAAGAGUUUGCUGCUUUAUAUAAUUGUGUUGAUCUUAAAAGAGAACUAGAGUCAUCUAUGGUAUCCACUGCUGGACCUAUAUUUAAUAUGAGUGAAAUUUCACCUACGAAUUCACCAAAAGGGAAAAGAAAACCAAUUCCAGAUAGCGUAGAUUGGAAAGAGAGUGGAGCUGUCACCAAUGUCAAGAGGCAAGGUCUGAUAUGUGGAUGUUGUUAUGCAUUUGCGACAACAGCAGCGGUAGAAGGAAUUAUGAAAAUCAAAACCGAUAAGGAAUUGACGUCACUAUCUAUGCAAGAAUUGGUAGACUGUGACAAAGCGAAUGGUGGAUGCGAAGGAGGUAGCGUACGAAAAGCUUUAGAGUAUAUGAAGACCAAUGGAAUAGCAAAAGAUGUGGAUUAUCCUUACACAGAAAAAGUGGGUACAUGCCUUAGCAACAAAAAAGACCGUGCUGCGAAAAUUGAUGGUUAUGUAAUAGUAUCACCCGGCGAACAAAACCUAUUAGAAGCAGUGGCACAACAGCCGGUUACAGUUGCAAUCGCGAUUAACGAUGACUUCAAGAAAUAUGAAAGUGGAAUAUUUGGUAGCGGACCAUGUGGACCGAAGGAGUCGCUCAAUUUUUCUCAUGCAGUCACCUUAAUUGGUUAUGGAGGGAGCCGCAGAAAUAAGUAUUGGUUGAUUAAGAAUUCCUAUGGUGAUGACUGGGGUGAGAAAGGAUACAUGAGAUUAAAAAGGCAAGGUUCUUCUAGUUCUCCUGUAUGUGGCCUUGCCAUGGUAUUUUCUAUUUAUCCCACUGUUAAAUAAAUUUUACAUGGGGACAAGCAUAUAUGUGCUAGUGAUCUUAGAUCGUUGAAGACAUGUAAUAACAAAAUUAAUAAUGGUA
Molecule: messenger RNA, 1189 nt
Organism: Medicago truncatula (barrel medic)
Lineage: Eukaryota; Viridiplantae; Streptophyta; Magnoliopsida; Fabales; Fabaceae
Product: ervatamin-C
Exons: 2
Coding region: 40-1110 (356 amino acids)
Biological process (GO): proteolysis
Molecular function (GO): cysteine-type peptidase activity
Source: RefSeq, a predicted model, not a curated record